AUGUCCGAUACCAGCGAAUUCACAGUGGCAGGUGAUUCCUGCUCCUCUUCAUCGUCCGUCUCGGUGCUGGAUUCCGGCAGCAACCAGAUUACCAUCCAGAACAGCGACCAGAACAGCGACCAGAACAGCGACCGGAACAGCGACCGGAACAGCGACCGGAACAGCGACAGGAUCCUUCUGAGCGCCAGUAAGAAGAUCAAAGAAAUGCUUCUUCUGAUUCGGAGCCUCAUCCUGGAACUGUACAAUGAAAGUCUCCGCCUUAGCACAACGAGCACCCACCCAAGCGACGAACGCCCUCGCAAUAUCGGCUCAGAUGAUAUAGCCGCUACUGACAAGAGACUCAAAGAGCGUUCAUACGAAAUGGUUGUCCACCUGAUUCGGGUCCUAAAAUCGUUUGGUGACGUGGUCGCCAUACUCCCCGAAGACGGCCAUGCAGAGACGGCCGAGCUUUUGGUUGACAUUAUGGUUGAGCUGAGUGCCGCGUUGGUGGAAAAUAGUGAGAGCCAGGAGAGCUACGAUGGGCCCGAGUCGGAUGACCGCACACGUAUACAAGAGGCUCUACUCGAUGUUGUCCACAUCAAGUGCUUAUCACAGAUACCCAGCACAAGGGCCUGCCCUGGAAAAGCACCGGGGCCUGCUGUCUAA
This is a messenger RNA of Sporothrix schenckii 1099-18, 645 nucleotides long. RefSeq lists its product as uncharacterized. Lineage: Eukaryota; Fungi; Ascomycota; Sordariomycetes; Ophiostomatales; Ophiostomataceae. Bases 1 to 645 code for a protein of 214 amino acids. The record is from RefSeq and is a predicted model, not a curated record. The transcript has 2 exons.